CAACUUCACUUUCUUCUAUCUUCUUCCUGGCAAGGCAUGCUCAACUGUUUCAUUUCCGGUUUCUUCACUGUACUCUCUAGACCUGUCCUCGCAGAUCUCUCCUUCUAUGUCAUCUGCCAACAAGCGAGAACUGCUAUUUGCACGCGCUCAAAUUGUUACUUGUAGCAUGACAUAGCAACCGAGUACUUCUAAUCCAGCCAUUCGCCACCGAAUAAGAUCAGCCACUCUGCUGCCUACUCGUCGAAUGACAUUGAAACCAAACCUGCUUUACUCACAGGUUACACCACCUACUUCACUCGUAGGUAUGU
Molecule: messenger RNA, 308 nt
Organism: Linum tenue
Lineage: Eukaryota; Viridiplantae; Streptophyta; Magnoliopsida; Malpighiales; Linaceae
Source: the annotation of a GenBank genome assembly